Messenger RNA from Epithele typhae, 1065 nucleotides. Its product is annotated as cyclin-like protein. The transcript is spliced from 4 exons. Gene Ontology annotation, cellular component: nucleus; transcription factor TFIIK complex. Gene Ontology annotation, biological process: regulation of cyclin-dependent protein serine/threonine kinase activity; regulation of transcription by RNA polymerase II. Lineage: Eukaryota; Fungi; Basidiomycota; Agaricomycetes; Polyporales; Epitheliaceae. The record is from RefSeq and is a predicted model, not a curated record. The coding region runs from base 1 to 1065 and encodes 354 amino acids. Gene Ontology annotation, molecular function: cyclin-dependent protein serine/threonine kinase regulator activity.
AUGACCGCGUCCCUCCAGCCCGAUGGCCAGAACGACUCUGUGCCACCGCCGCGCCACUCCAUCUACGAGGCCAGCUCGCAGUACCGGCACUGGCGGUUCUCGCCCGAGCAGCUCGAGCACAUGAGAGAGGCACUCAACGGUGCCGCAGUUUCUGCGAUCCGAGAUGCCUUCGAAGCCGACUCUCCUGGCUCCUCUGCCAACGUCUCCUUCCUCACUGCCCAUGAGGAGCACCUCCUCGUCAAACUCUAUGCGGGGAAGAUCUCUCAGCUCUGCGGUCACUUCCGCUUCCCUGAAGAAGUCGAGGCCACAGCUGUGGCCUAUCUCAAACGGUUUUAUUUAAAGAACACUGUAAUGGAUUGGCAUCCGAAGAACGUGAUGCUUACUGCAUUGUUUCUUGCAACGAAAACAACCAACCAUCCGAUAUCGUUGGAGUCGUACGCGUCACACAUACCACGGACAGCACCUUCGGACGUGUUAGAUCUCGAGUUCCUGGUGGCCCAAAGCCUCGGGUUCGACUUCGCAGUAUGGCAUUCUCAUAGAGCGCUUUGGGGAAUCUGGUUAGACAUGCAGACAUUACCAGACAUCUCGUUAGACGACCUGGGCAGAGCCUACGAGGAUGCGGCGAAGCAUGCCCGGGCGGCGCGACUAACAGACGCAGAGUUUGUGUACACGCCGUCGCAAAUUGCUUUGGCGUGCUUCUCGCUUGCAUCGCCCACACUGGCAUCGGCGUGGGCGCACGCCAAAUUUUCAGCCGCACCAACACCGCCGAUCGCGGUCGAGGCCAUUCAAACCAUCAUCUUACAGGACGGCUCACCGCCGGACGUGGAAGCCGUGCGGGAAGUCGAUCGGCGACUCCGGCUGUGCAAGAACCCGGAGAAGGUGGUGGGGAGCAACGCCUACAACAAGAAGAUGCAGGAGAAAGAAAGGAAGGCGGACGAGAAGAGGAAGCGCAAGGCGGACGCCGCGAGGCUCGCGAUGGAGGACGGCGAUCCAUUCGGGAGUGAACUUGGGAAGAAAGCGAUAGAGGAAGAUCUCGACGAUGACGAUGACGACGACGACGAUUAA